GAUUACAAUAUCUACCGGAGGUUGACACAACGCGUAUAUUAUUUGAAAACUGGCCAGAGUUUAGUGAAAUUAAAUCGAUUUAUCCGUCGCGAAAAGUCAAAAGUGUCUUGUCGUCUGUUUGUGAAACGUGAAGUUGUUAAAAUGGACUUAUUUUCUAGUCACUGGUAAAUCUUACUCGUGGUAUUAUUGGUUUUAUUGUUGCACAAAAAUUAAUUAUAUAAAAUGAUUUUAAAUUACGUUCAAUUCGUCGUUUACAAUUUACUGUCGUUUUCCAUUUUGGUAUAUUGCCAUUCAAAUGACUACUAUGAUAUAUUAAAUGUACCACGUUCAGCCAAGCAGAAUCAUAUAAAGUCAGCGUUUAGGAAAAUGGCUAAACAACUUCAUCCAGAUAAAAAUCGAGAUGACCCAGAAGCUUCAGAAAAAUUUUCAAAGUUACGAAAUGCCUAUGAAGUAUUAUCUGAUGAAAGAAUGCGUAAAGACUACGAUAGGUGUGGUGAACAGUGUGUCAAAAAGGACAGCAUGGCUGCUGGUCAUGAUCCGUUUGCCAGUUUCUUUGGAGACUUCGGUUUUCAUUUUGAUGAAUCACCUGGACAAAAAGAAAUUCCUAAAGGUGGAACUAUAGUUCUUGACUUACAUGUUUCUUUAGAAGAAUUAUACAAUGGUAACUUUGUGCAGGUAACAAGAAACAAACCUGUUAUAAAACCAGCUCAUGGUACAAGACAAUGUAAUUGUCGCCAAGAGAUGAUCACUAAACAAUUAGGACCUGGAAGGUUUCAAAUGAUGCAACAAAAUGUUUGUGAUGAAUGUCCCAAUGUAAAAAUGGUUACCGAAGAAAGUAUGUUAGAAAUAGAAAUAGAACCUGGUAUGAAAGAUGGACAAGAAACUAAGUUUACAGCAGAAGGAGAACCACAUAUUGAUGGAGAACCAGGCGAUCUUGUUUUUAAAAUAAAAACAACACCUCAUUCAGUUUUUGAAAGGAGAGGCGAUGAUUUAUAUACUAAUCUAACUAUUUCUUUACAGGACGCAUUAAUUGGCUUCCAAACAGAGAUAACCCAAUUGGAUGGUCGAAAAAUUCUUAUAGAAAGAAAUACUGUCACAUGGCCUGGAGCAAAAAUUCGUAAAAAGGGUGAAGGUAUGCCUAACUAUGAAAAUAAUAACCAACACGGUUAUCUCAUCAUCACUAUUGACGUCCAGUUUCCUAAAACUGACUUCUCUGAACAAGAUAAAGAAGAUCUCAAAAGAAUAUUAGGUGAAAACUCGAUCAAUAAAUUAUACAACGGUCUAAAUGGAUACUGAGGAGAAGAAUAUCUUUCAAGUCAUAAGUGCCACAAAAGAUAUUUUACUAUUUAUAAAUCUGUGAUGUAUAUGAUGUAGAUUUAUAUUUAAAUUAUUUACUAAAAUAAAUGUGUGCUUAUGGAA
Aphis gossypii (cotton aphid) is the source of this 1419-nucleotide messenger RNA. It is a transcript of the gene shv, whose product is annotated as dnaJ homolog shv. The transcript is spliced from 7 exons. Bases 223 to 1296 code for a protein of 357 amino acids. NCBI's taxonomy places the organism in Eukaryota, Metazoa, Arthropoda, Insecta, Hemiptera, Aphididae. The record is from RefSeq and is a predicted model, not a curated record. Gene Ontology annotation, cellular component: endoplasmic reticulum. Gene Ontology annotation, biological process: protein maturation; protein folding. Gene Ontology annotation, molecular function: misfolded protein binding.